Molecule: messenger RNA, 541 nt
Organism: Malus domestica (apple)
Lineage: Eukaryota; Viridiplantae; Streptophyta; Magnoliopsida; Rosales; Rosaceae
Product: protein RADIALIS-like 5
Molecular function (GO): DNA-binding transcription factor activity
Source: RefSeq, a predicted model, not a curated record
CCUUUUGGCUUUAUAGAUUCGCCAACUGGCUUGAGGGUUCACUCCACUAUCCUCCACUACUAUUUAUAGGCAAAGCACCCCAGCCAUUUCUUGCACACAUACCAUCCUUCUUGCUUACCCUAUCCAAUUAUCUUAAGCUACAUAUAUACGUACUUUUCCUUCUCCUUUUAACAUCUGAAUGUAUUUACAGAGCCUUUGAAACAUUCACUAUAAUCAUUACUUAGAAUUAGGUCUAAUAUUCAAGGUAACGAUUAAUUAAUGGCUUCAAGCUCCCUUAGAAAACACAACCCCAGCUCUUCAUGGACACCAAAGCAGAACAAGCUGUUUGAAAAAGCACUGGCCUUGUACGACAAAGAGACCCCGGAGCGGUGGCAAAAUGUGGCUAAAGCUGUAGGUGGCAAUAAAACAGCGGAAGAAGUGAAGAAACACUAGGACAUUCUUCUAGAAGAUCUCAGGCAAAUUGAGUCCGGACAGGUUCCUAUUCCCAACUACAAGUCCUCCAUUGGAAGCAGCACCAGCAGCAUCAAUGUUGAUGAAGAAG